UCAAUUAGGUCCGAAUUCCCAGCAUAUAAGGGUACUACCGUCGCUCGUCUUCCAGAUUUCUCCAGUUUGCCUUUCAGGCUAGUUCGCCAUGUCUGGCCGUGGCAAAGGCGGAAAAGGCUUGGGUAAAGGGGGCGCCAAGCGUCACCGCAAAGUCUUGCGAGAUAACAUCCAGGGUAUUACCAAACCUGCCAUCCGGCGUCUUGCUCGGCGCGGUGGUGUCAAGCGCAUUUCUGGACUCAUCUAUGAGGAGACCCGCGGGGUGCUGAAGGUGUUUCUAGAGAACGUGAUCCGUGACGCUGUUACUUACACGGAGCACGCCAAGCGCAAGACCGUAACAGCGAUGGAUGUGGUCUACGCUCUCAAACGACAGGGACGCACUCUUUACGGCUUCGGCGGCUAAGGCUCUUGCUUGAACGACUCAACAUCUCAACUAUCCCAAAUUAAAGGCCCUUUUCAGGGCCGCCCACACUUUUCCUUAAAGGAGCUAAUGACUUUUGCUAACCACUUAGUCACUUCAUAAGUCACUGUUCCUAUCCACAGGUAC
Messenger RNA from Cercocebus atys (sooty mangabey), 544 nucleotides. Its product is annotated as histone H4. Gene Ontology annotation, molecular function: protein heterodimerization activity; DNA binding; structural constituent of chromatin. The coding region runs from base 89 to 400 and encodes 103 amino acids. NCBI's taxonomy places the organism in Eukaryota, Metazoa, Chordata, Mammalia, Primates, Cercopithecidae. The transcript has a single exon. Gene Ontology annotation, biological process: nucleosome assembly. Gene Ontology annotation, cellular component: nucleosome. The record is from RefSeq and is a predicted model, not a curated record.